Molecule: messenger RNA, 3519 nt
Organism: Peromyscus californicus insignis
Lineage: Eukaryota; Metazoa; Chordata; Mammalia; Rodentia; Cricetidae
Product: spermatogenesis-associated protein 31D1-like
Exons: 4
Coding region: 1-3468 (1155 amino acids)
Source: RefSeq, a predicted model, not a curated record
AUGGAGAACGUCAUCUCCUUUCUACAUAGUGCUACUGAACCAUGGUUGAGCUUACCCUCAGCCUUCGUGGAUAUUUACCCCAAGUGCAUCUUCCUGAGUGCAGUAGGGGUGCUUCUCUUGUACCUGAGGCACCUGCUACUGAAACCCUUCUUACCCACAUGGAACAAUCGAGACAUCAGAAAGCAACAGGGCAAAGCUAAGAAAGGAAGGAGAGCAUCAUCGAAAGAAUUUAGAAUCUUCCACAGAGAAGCAUGGGAGAGGAGGAAGCUGCUGUCUGUUGUGCAAAGCCCUUUUGGACGGCUGUACGAUGCCUCCCACUUUCGACAAGUACUCUGCCCAGACCCCUGCUGUGAUGUGUGCAAUGGAGCAACUGCCAAGGUCAGCCAUCUGCUGUCGUGGGCCACCCUCGAAGAUGGUGCUGCCUCUGCAUCCAGUGUGCCUUCCACAGCUUCUGUGACUGAGAAUUCAUUUUCUCUGUCCCCUCCCCGCUCACCGAGCCCUCCAGGAUGUCACACUUCGUCUCUGUCACCUGUACCUUCUCCUCCUCCCACCACUCUCUCAACUAACAAGGUCACCCCCUUGGAAGACAUACUUUUGUAUGCACCACAAGGUGACGCUCUGCCAUCAGAGCCUGUUCUUCCAAGCACUGAUUCCCCACUGGACCACAUCCCAUCUCAUCCACUUCCCACAUUUCCUCAAACAGAAGGGUCUUUACAACUGGAAAUCACUCCAUCCAUGGCGGGCAGCCCGAGUGAGUGGUUUGUCAAUGCCACAACAAACAAAGAAGCUUGUGGUUACGUGUCAGGGUUCUCAUCACAGUCGGAAUGCCUGGUUAAGGCCCACUCUUCUAAAGCUUUUUUGGGGAGACAAACCACAGACUAUUUCACAACGCCUGGAAAACUCUCUUUCCCCAGCCCCAAAGUCCUGGUGCUGCUUGAGAGACGAGACGAAAGUCAGGCUGACUUUCUUAUGCUGAAGGAUGGGGAAGAAAAAGCAGAAGCUUUCCAAAAAGCACUUACAACUUGGGAGGAAAUCCCAGAGUCCGCUACUGAGUCGCAGAACUCAGGAGGCUCUCGUCCUCUGGGGGGCAGCAAAAGCAUGCUCAGUGAGCUGAUCACGCACCAGGGGCUUGCUCAGGCUCAAACCACUGAAGACCAGUCAGAACCCAAGUUUACACAGCACUUUUGGGGUCUCCCAUAUCUCCACAGCGAGUCCAUGAACGCUAUCAGUACACUGUCAGCUCACUGUUCCUCAACCUACAUCUGGUUCAACGGAACCCCAGACUCCUCAGUCCUGACUCUUCCCACACCUCUGUCUUUGCCUGAGAGCCCAUCACAGAUGUUGUCCCAAUCUCAGUCCCAAGGUGUCCUGCUUGCCAUGUCCCAGACCCAGUUUCAACCUCCAAUCCCAGAGACAUCAUCUUCCUCUCAAUCUCAGCUUAGGAUCUGUGGGGUGUAUUUUCAUAGGUCCCAAGACAAGACAAAAACUCUGCUGCAAGCCCAAAUCCACCACCUAGAAUGCAGCAUCAUGACAAAGGUACAGCAGAGGGUGUGGGGUUUACCCUCAGUAGUCCAAAAGUCUCAGGAAGACUUUUGUCUCCUACCUUCCAAGCCCUCAUUGGUCAGGCAGUCCUCCGAGACCCAUGCUCCCAGGUCCGUUCCUCCUGGAGACUUUCCCCUGACUGAUGCAUUCCGGAAGAAACUCGAGCGCCACCUUCAAAAGCGGUUCAUCCUACAGCGCUGGGGCCUGCCUCAGAGGAUCUUUAAGUCUCAGCCAUGGGUGAGUCCUGACCUUUCAGAGUCAUCUCCGUGCAGCUACGGGCUCUCAUGGGCCUCUUUCUUUCAGUACCAGGAGAGCAAAGACCCACACGACACUGCGUCGAACCAACCUGGAAGCUCGCAAGAGAGGUACUCAGAGAGUCUCUCUCUAGAGGGAAAAAUGGUAAAGGCACAAGGACAGAGUCCAGAGAUUGCCCAAAAAUGUCUAUGGAGUAACUCUAAGGGCGCUCUAGGUAAUGGUCUGCAAUCUGACUGUAAGACGAACCUACGAAGCCACCCAGGCAGUCUGUCAGGCAAACCUUCAGGGACCUCACAGGUGAGACAAUGUCGGAAAAAACUUGAAACUGCCCUGCAUCUCAAGGAUGGACAUGUCAAAAGCACAUAUGCAAUGACAAAAUCUGUUCUGCAUCAGGCAUCCGUUGGCUUAGACAACUUCAGACUGAAAGAGUCAGAGGGCAAUAGACAUAGCCCAGAUGUGCCCAGAAUAUCCACUGAGGCUGGCCCUGUGCCAGUGGGUAAGCAACUGGAUUCCAGCAAAACAGUCCAGGAGCCUCAAGGAACAAAGAUGAAUGACAAAAACACAUUUGUAUCCAACAAGGUCAGUAACAUAGUCAAGAGAGGGCAGCUCAGUGGUCUUCAACCACAACCUACCAAGAUCUUGAACACCAGCCAGUGCAAGAGUACCCAAGGGGCAGAUGGGAAUACAAAAAAAGUGCAAAGUACUCUGGUAGCUGGAAGGGCCCAGAAGGAAAUAUCAGGUUUCCAGGAAAGUCAGACAUCUGACUGCAAUAGUCAGCUAUCUAGGGAGGAGAAAUUUAAAGCAGAAAGCAGACUGCCCAUCCAAGCUCUAGGGCCCCCAAAUGACAUGCUCCCUGCCUCCAAUAAAUUCACUUACAAACCUUUACCCAUGCAUGACCAAAGCCCUUCCAGGGGACCCAUGAAUGCUCCUCAGGUGCAGCAACAGGAGCCCUGGAUGCCUCCUCACAUCUUGGGUAAGGGCCAGGACAAGGACAUCCCUCUGUCUGCCAAGAAAGUAUGUCCUGCUACGUGGAGAACGAAAGAGCUUGGAGCAGGGCUUACAAGGUCUGGGACAUUACAGGCCAAUGGGAAGAGCUGCCAUUCACAGAACAGCCCAAGCCAGGGGAAUUAUGGGGAGAAGCCCACCCACCCCCUGCCAGUGAAGGCGCUGACCCCUCCUGAACACCAGUUCAGGAAGCACAUCAAACACCUUUUGCAGUGGCUUUCUCCUGACAGAAAGUGCAAAGGGCAGGAAACAUUGCUGAGAAAAGGUGCUUCUCUAUCGUCAGUGCAGGGCCCAGAGCUGUGGAAGGCAAGAGCUACCUUUCCAGGGAACACUGUCGCUCAGAAAGCCAUGAGAGACCCUGGGAGAGUCCCCAAGGAGCAACUGGGACAUAGGCAUAUUGCAGCAGACACCAUGCACCCCCAUGUGCCCCUAUCUCCUUCUAUCAAGCCUGUGAAAACUAAUCCAAAGAAAGUAUCUUGGGUCCCAGCCGAGCCAGUGCAGGGGUACCCAUUCCACCACAAAGCAACCUGCCCUAAGGUGCCAAGUCCCAGGUCCUACAACCAGGCCACUGCUUUUGUUGGUCCAAAGAGAUGGGUAGACGACAGGGACAGACAGUCCCACAAAGGUAUGGUUUUACAGCCACACCCACCUGCACCCUACAGGUAGCCAGGGCCUCAACGAAACCUCCUCUCCUUGGGCAGCACCACCCUUUACUGU